AUGUGUGACAGUGACUUUUCAUACCUGAAGUUGGCACUGGGGCAGCUGACCGUGGAGAUACUAAAAUCGCCAGAAGUGUGCCUCUCCAUAAAAGCGUGGGAUUUAGGUGUGAAAAAGGACCGAGCUAGAAUUCUAACACGAUGUCCAUCUGUUCUCUUCUUCUAGAAUCUCAUGGCAAGGGCCUUAUAUGACAACGUCCCGGAGUGUGCCGAGGAGCUGGCCUUCCGCAAGGGAGAUAUUCUGACUGUCAUAGAACAGAACACAGGAGGACUGGAAGGGUGGUGGCUCUGCUCCUUACAUGGUCGACAAGGCAUUGUCCCCGGCAACCGGGUGAAGCUUCUGAUUGGCCCCAUUCAGGAGACCCCCUCCAGUCAGGACCAGCCUACUUCUGGACUCACGCACCAGACCUUUGGCCAACAGAAGCUCUAUCAAGCGCCAAACCCACAUGGCGGCCCUCGAGACACAAUCUACCAAGUGCCACCUUCCUACCAACAUCAGGGGAUUUACCAAGUCCCCACUAGCCACGGUACCCAGGAACAAGAUGUGUAUCAAUUACCGUCAUCCGUGCAGAGAAGCAUUGGGGGGGCUAACGGCCCCCACUUAAGCAAAAAGGUGAUAACCCCCGUGAGAACAGGCCAAGGCUACGUGUAUGAGUACCCGACCAGAUACCAAAAGGAUAUCUACGACAUCCCUCCUUCCCACACCACUCAAGGGGUAUAUGACAUCCCUCCAUCAUCAGUCAAAGUCCCUGUGUUUUCAGUUCCAGUGGGAGAAAUAAAACCUCAAGGCGUCUAUGACAUCCCUCCUACAAAAGGGGUAUAUGCCAUUUCACCCUCUACUUGCCGAGACGAAGCAGGGCUGAGGGAAAAAGAGUAUGAUUUCCCCCCUCCGGUGAGGCAAUCGGGAAGGCUGGACGUCAGACCAGAGGGCGUUUAUGACAUCCCCCCAGCCAGCACCAAGCCAAUGGGGAAGGACCUUCGCAUAAAAUAUAACUGUGAUGCUCCGGGAGCCGCUGAACUGGCCACACGAAGACACCAAAGCGUUUCGGUGAACCACCCACAGCUGGGACAGUCACUGGGUGCCCAGAACGAUGCAUAUGAUGUCCCCCGAGGGGUUCAGUUUCUGGAGCCAGCAGCAGAAAGCGGUGAGAAAGCAAACCCCGAAGAAAGAGACGGCGUGUACGACGUCCCUCUGCACAACCCACCAGAUGUCAAAGGCUCUCAGGACGUGGUGGACAGUAUCAACCGGUUAUCUUUCUCCAGCACGGGCAGCACCAGGAGUAACAUGUCCACGUCUUCGACCACCUCCAAGGACUCCUCGCUGUCAGCCUCCCCGUCUCAGGACAAAAGGCUCUUACUGGAUCCAGACACAGCCAUCGAGAGACUUCACCGGCUCCAGCAGACCCUGGAGACGGGCGUCGCCAGCCUCAUGGCGCUGGUCACCACAGACUGGCGGUGUUACGGAUACAUGGAGCGACACGUCAACGAGAUCCGCACCGCGGUGGACAAGGUGGAGCUGUUCGUGAGGGACUACCUCCAUUUUGCCAAGGGAGCUGUAGCAAACGCUUCCUGCCUCCCCGAACUCGUCCUCCAUAACAAAAUGAAGCGGGAGCUCCAAAGAGUGGAAGACUCCCACCAGAUUCUGAGCCAGACCAGCCAUGACUUAAAUGAGCACAGCUGGUCCCUGAACAUUCUGGCCAUCAACAAGCCCCAGAACAAGUGCGAUGAUCUGGACCGGUUUGUGAUGGUGGCGAAGACAGUGCCCGACGAUGCCAAGCAGCUCACCACAACAAUCAACACCAACGCGGAGGCGCUCUUUAGACCAGGCGUGGGCAGCUCACACGUGAAGAGUGGGUCUGGGAACAUCAUGAACUCCGCUGAGUACCCACACGCCGCGUCCCAGAUGCAGCUGCUGCAUCCCGGGGACCACAAGGCCCAAGCCCUCACCAAGCCAUUGCCCCCGAGCCUAGGCAAGGACCAGCCUCCUGACUGUAGCAGCAGCGAUGGGUCUGAAAGGAGCUGGAUGGAUGAUUAUGAUUAUGUCCACCUACAGGGCAAGGAGGAGUUUGAGAGGCAACAGAAAGAACUGCUGGAAAAGGAAAAUAUCAUCAAACAGAGCAAGAUGCAGCUGGAACAUCAUCAGCUAAGUCAGUUCCAGCUGCUGGAACAGGAAAUUACCAAGCCCGUGGAGAACGACAUCUCCAAGUGGAAGCCCUCUCAGAGCCUCCCGACCACAAACAGCAGCGUGGGCUCUCAGGAUAGGCAGCUGCUCUACUUCUACUAUGACCAGUGUGAGACCCAUUACAUCUCCCUCCUCAAUGCCAUCGACGCCCUCUUCAGCUGUGUCAGCUCCGCGCAGCCCCCGCGCAUCUUCGUGGCCCACAGCAAGUUUGUCAUCCUGAGCGCACACAAACUGGUGUUCAUUGGGGACACGCUGACGAGGCAGGUGGCCACCCAGGACAUUCGCCACAAAGUGAUGAACUCCAGCAACCAGCUCUGCGAACAGCUCAAGACUAUAGUGAUGGCGACCAAGAUGGCCGCCCUCCAUUACCCCAGCACCACGGCCCUGCAGGAGAUGGUGCACCAUGUGACAGACCUGUCCAGGAACGCCCAGCUCUUCAAGCGCUCUUUGCUGGAGAUGGCAACCUUCUGA
Puma concolor (puma) is the source of this 2652-nucleotide messenger RNA. The record is from RefSeq and is a predicted model, not a curated record. NCBI's taxonomy places the organism in Eukaryota, Metazoa, Chordata, Mammalia, Carnivora, Felidae.